Trichomonas vaginalis G3 is the source of this 1506-nucleotide messenger RNA. RefSeq lists its product as uncharacterized. Lineage: Eukaryota; Parabasalia; Trichomonadida; Trichomonadidae. The record is from RefSeq and is a predicted model, not a curated record. The transcript has a single exon. Bases 1 to 1506 code for a protein of 501 amino acids.
AUGGAGUCAAUCUCCACGCUCUUUUCAAACAUCCAGGUUGCCUCUGAUGAGUGCAAAUCACUCAUUGGUGAAGCACAGCGUGACCAAAUUAAUUUACUUAAGAAAACAGUCGAAUCAUUAAGAUCUCAGAUUCAGGAUAGAGAUAAUAAAAUCCAGUUCCUUCAAUCAGUUAUUCUUUCUGUUGAAAGCCGUAUAAAUGAUGAAGUAGAAAAGCAAAAAUCAUCGAUUUCUCUAAACCCUCCAGAAAAUGAAAAAUUAGAAGAAAUUUUGGAUGAUAGAGAUGUUAGAAAUAAACUCGACUUACUUGUUAAUUACUUACAAGAAAAGAAGCAACAAGUACCAGCUUCUCCAACAUCUCCAAGAAGAUCAUUUGGUGCUUUUUCAAAGAACGAUCCAAAUGCCGAUGUCGUUAAAAGAUUAAGACAUCAGUUGAUAGGUCAUGUAGACUUUCUUACAAGGCUUGUUGAUUCUCCAGAAUAUCAACAAUUGUUUUUGAUUUCUGAUUCAACUGGAAGAAUAUUCCUCCAAGAAUCUACAAAGAAUCAACUCUUAGAGCAAGCUCGUAGAACCACAGAAUUACUUUAUGAUGUCUCCAAAGACGUACCAAAAGAUACUGAUCUCGCUAACAUUAACGAAGUAAUGUCUCAGAAGAUUGAUUUGGAACACAGGACAGAAAAUCUCAAGCAUUUCAUUAAGUCAAAUGCUCUUACACACCAAGAAGUUUGCGAUUUAUUACUUCAAGAAACAUUCAUCACUUCUUUACUCGCAAAAACAGUUUCUGGUUAUCAGAAGAAGCUCAAACAGGCCGAAAGCAUCACCCAAGUACCACAGUCACCAACAUCUCCAUCAGACUCCUUUGAUAGAAAGGCCAGAAGAAUUAUGCAGCUCAUUAACGAAGCUCUUGGAGAAGAAGAGACAUACUCUAGAGAUACUUUCUUCGCAGGUGUUCAGAAGAUGGCUCAAGACUAUAUCUCUGCAAGAGAAGUUAUCGGAGACAACAAACCACAAAAAUUCACUGAAUACGCUGAAAAACAAACAAAGAUUCUCACAGAACUUUCAAAGAGUGUCAAAGAACUCAAUGAACGCAGCCGUUCCAAUUCAUCAAUUAAUAAUUCCCAACAACAAACUCAACAGCAGAUGCAAAACCAACAACAACAACAGCAACAAUACCAGUAUCAAUCACAAUCUUCUGUCAGCUCAAAUGGCUUGAACUGGACGAUGUGGGCAAGAAGAAUUUACGCUGGUCUUCUUGGCCUCGAUGCUCAGCCAUCAAGUGAAAGAGAGAUGCAGAUUGUUAUAGAAGAAAGUGCACUCACAUCUGUUGGUGGAAGAAGUUUGCAAGUUAGACUUGAAAGCCUUCGCAACCAAAAGAGAUUGAUGAAAUUGCCAGAUUGCCCAAGAAAAGGAAAUGCUUCCUUUAAGACAAUUCUUGCUGUUGCCAUUAGCUUGAAGAGAAUGGAAAGAUGUAGAGAUUAUCUCGGAAGAAGAGAAUUUGAUUAUUUUUAA